CAAAUGAAAAAAAUAUUUCACAAUAUGUAGAUUUUUAUAAGUAUUUGCCCCUGGUAAAGCUGCUGAGUUGUGCACAACAUACAUCUCGCUCCUUCUAUGGGUUGCCUCAUGGGAUCUUGCCUUUUUUAGCAAUAAUUCAUUGAGAGCUUCUUAUCAUCCAAUGUAAAUAACAUCCGUCACUAACCGCCUGUGACUCCCUCAGCCCUAUAUACCUGUGCAGGUCUCGUACAUUGGACUCAGGUGACUACAAACAAAAGACUGUUGGGAAUACUUCCUUAGUGCUGAGGGCGGGGCGCUCGCUAUAGUCUGCAUACUAUAUAAUACCUGCCAUAGUCUUGUUUCCAGUGUGCUGACAAGAUGGAGCUGGGAGUAACAGGAACCAUAUUGCUGACACUUUGUGUCACUUUUAUCUUGUACAUCUUCACAUAUAGAAGAAAUUGGAGAAGCAAAAACUUGCCACCGGGACCUCCAACCCUUCCUGCCCUGGGGACUGUGUUGCAUGUGAGCACUACUGAAUUGCCCCAGUCCUUAGUGAAGCUCAGUAAGCAGUAUGGGCCAGUGCUUACCAUAUUUCUUGGCAAUAGCCCAAUGGUGGUCCUUGUUGGCUAUGACUGCGUAAAAGAAGCCUUUGUUGAUCAUAGUGAUGUGUUUAGUGCAAGAGGAAACACGUUUUUUGCACAUUCAGUUUUCAAAGAUUAUGGAAUUGUGCUAAGUAAUGGUGAGCGCUGGAAAAUGUUACGUCGCUUCUCACUCACCACCUUGAGAAACUUCGGGAUGGGAAAAAGAGGCAUUGUGGAGCGUAUCCAAGAAGAGUCAAAUUUUCUGGUGGAAAGGUUCAGAAGUAAUGGAGAAAAUCUGUUUGACCCAACUGAUUCAUUGCGUUUGGCUGUUUCCAAUGUCAUCUGCUCAAUUGUAUUUGGAGAACGAUUUGACUAUACUGAUGAGAAGUUCACAACCCUACUCUCACUACUGCAGGAACUGUUCUCCCUUCUGGCCUCUCCAUGGGGGAUUUUGCUCAAUCUAUUUCCGAAGACAUCAUCUUACAUCCCGGGACCUCAUAAGAAGGUCUUCACAAACCUCGACAAACUGAAAGAAUUUGUCUUGCAAGCUGUAGAAGACCACAAGAAGACUAUCGAUAUGAACUGCCCACGAGACUUCAUUGAUAGUUUCCUUAUAAAGAUGGAGGAGGAGAAGGAAAAACCAAACACCGAAUUCCACUUUGAGAACUUAUUUGGAACAGUAAUGGAUCUCUUCUCUGCUGGAACGGAAACCACCAGUACAACUCUGAAAUAUGCCCUCCUCAUACUCCUUAAAUACCCCGAUGUGGCAAGAAAGAUCCAGGAAGAGAUAGACAAUGUGAUUGGACAGAGCCGAAGUCCUGCCCCCGAGGAUCGUAACAGCCUGCCAUAUACAGAUGCAGUGAUUCAUGAGAUCCAAAGAUUUGCUGACAUAAUCCCUCUGGGAAUUCCACAUGCAGCCACCAAGGAUACAGUAUUCAGAGGAUACAACAUUCCAAAGGAUACAAUGGUGUCCCCAUUGCUGACAGCUGUUCUGAAAGAUCCCAAGUAUUUUAAAGAACCAGAAAAGUUUGACCCAGCACAUUUCCUGGAUGGUAAUGGAAACUUCAAGAACAAUGAGGCGUUUAUUCCAUUUUCUAUAGGAAAGAGGAGUUGUCUCGGAGAGGGGUUAGCGCGCAUGGAGAUCUUCCUCAUGUUGAUCACUAUACUGCAGAAGUUGAACCUGAAAUCCAAUAAAGCUCCAGAAGAUCUUGAAAUUACCCCUAAACCUGGGACAGGUGGAACCAUAGCAAGAACAUAUGAGCUUUAUGUGGAACCCCGAUGA
Messenger RNA from Hyla sarda, 1842 nucleotides. Its product is annotated as cytochrome P450 2C42-like. NCBI's taxonomy places the organism in Eukaryota, Metazoa, Chordata, Amphibia, Anura, Hylidae. Gene Ontology annotation, biological process: xenobiotic metabolic process. The record is from RefSeq and is a predicted model, not a curated record. Gene Ontology annotation, molecular function: oxidoreductase activity, acting on paired donors, with incorporation or reduction of molecular oxygen, reduced flavin or flavoprotein as one donor, and incorporation of one atom of oxygen; iron ion binding; heme binding. The transcript is spliced from 9 exons. Gene Ontology annotation, cellular component: intracellular membrane-bounded organelle; cytoplasm. The coding region runs from base 358 to 1842 and encodes 494 amino acids.